Messenger RNA from Entelurus aequoreus (snake pipefish), 4515 nucleotides. It is a transcript of the gene eml4, whose product is annotated as echinoderm microtubule-associated protein-like 4. Gene Ontology annotation, molecular function: microtubule binding. The record is from RefSeq and is a predicted model, not a curated record. Bases 280 to 3249 code for a protein of 989 amino acids. Lineage: Eukaryota; Metazoa; Chordata; Actinopteri; Syngnathiformes; Syngnathidae. Gene Ontology annotation, cellular component: mitotic spindle. The transcript is spliced from 24 exons. Gene Ontology annotation, biological process: microtubule cytoskeleton organization.
GCGCGCAGCCAGCGGGCGGAGUCGGAAGCCGGAGCGAGCAUUGGUCCGUCCGGUCUCCUCUUCCGCGGCGUCUUCUCCGCGUCCGUCGUCGGAUCCCCCUGGAGCGACUUGUGGUCCGCGUCGCGGCAGAAGAGCAGCGAGCUUCGGGAAGGAACAACAUUGACGGCGGGAAGGGACUCCGCCGGCCCACUCGUCCGCCCGGCGAGGCUUCGCAAUAACGCACGGAGGCCCCGCAGUGUGUCGCAGCCUCCCGGAGGCCUCCGGCGCCGAGUGGUGGAAAUGGACGCCUUCAGCGGAAGUCUGGAUGACAGCAUGUCAGGUGUGAGCGUGUCGGACGUCAACGAUCGGCUGUGUGCUCUGGAGCUUCGUGUGCAGCAGCAGGAGGACGAGCUGACUGUGAUGAAAGCAGCUCUCGCUGACGUUCUUCGUCGUCUGGCAGCUUCUGAAGACUCUGCUGCCUCCGCCAAGAAGCAGGCGGGAAAAGCCUUCUCCAACUUGUGCAUCACAAACGGAGGAACUUCUGGGCGGAAGAGAGAGUCCACCUCAGUCACCAGGAAGGAAACUUUGUCGUCUGCUGCUAAGAGGGGGCCCAGCGUGAAGCGCUCUUCAGGUAUAGAACGUUCCAUGAGUAACACCUGGGACACGCCCGAUGACAACAGAGUCAAGCUGGUGAAAGCUGCGUCUACCUCCAAACUGCUGACCAAGGUGGUGAAGAAUGCUGACAGGCACAAAGAGCUGGUGGUGAGCCAAGUGAUGAUGUUGUUGUCUCAAACCAGCCAAAAUGUCGACCCGAGAGAAAAACAGCCAAGCUGCUUCUGUCGGCCGCCUGCUCUCUGCGAUGUCACACCUGUUUGUGGCUCCGCCUCCUGCCCCUCAUUUGCCGACAUUUUUGCUCGACCAGAGGGCAACUCCAUCAAGAUGUUCAUGCGCGGGCGUCCCAUCACCAUGUUCCUGCCCUCAAACGUGGAAAACUACGAGGAGGUUCGCACUGAGCUUCCUCCUGAGAAACUCAAGCUGGAGUGGGUGUAUGGCUACCGAGGCAGAGAAUGUCGAGCAAACGUCUACCUGCUGCCCACCGGAGAGAUCGUGUACUUCAUCGCCUCGGUGGUGGUCCUGUUCAACUACGAGGAGCGGACUCAGCGACAUUACAUCGGCCACACAGACUGCGUCAAGUGCCUCGCCAUCCACCCCGACAAGAUCCGCAUCGCCACGGGCCAGAUAGCAGGCGUGGACAAAGAUGGACGGGCCCUGCAGCCGCACGUGCGAGUGUGGGACAGCUUUAGUCUGGCCACCCUGCAGGUCAUCGGCGUGGGAACCUUUGAGCGAGGCGUUGGCUCGCUGGCCUUCUCCAAAGCAGACUCCGGUCAGCACCUGAGCGUGAUCGACGACUGCAACGACCACAUGUUGACUGUUUGGGAUUGGCAGAAGAAGUCCAAGAUUGCUGAGAUAAAGAGCACCACUGAGGUGGUCCUGGUUGUGGAGUUCCACCCCACAGACCCAAACACCAUCGUCACCUGUGGCAAGUCCCACAUCUUCUUCUGGACCUGGUCCGGGACUUCGCUGGCUCGUAAACAGGGCAUCUUUGGGAAAUACGACAAGCCAAAGUUCAUUCAGUGUCUGGCGUUCCUAAGCAACGGAGACAUUUUGACCGGGGAUUCUGGCGGAGUCCUUCUGGUCUGGACCAGGAACUCUGCAGAGACCCCCACGGGGAAAGGACCAAGAGCAUUUCAGAUAAGUCGACAGGUCAAGGGUCACGAGGGCAGUGUGUUCUGCAUAUGUGAAAUGAGGAGUGGCACCCUGCUGACCGGAGGAGGAAAAGACCGAAAGAUUAUUCUGUGGGACCACGAAAUCCGAGCCGAGCGCGACAUUGAGGUUCCGGACCAGUACGGAACCAUCAGAGCUGUGUCCGAGGGGAAGGGAGACGAGUUUUUGGUGGGCACGUCCCGUAAUUUUAUACUUCGAGGGACCUUCAACGACGGCUUCACAGUGGAGGUCCAGGGUCACACGGAUGAGCUGUGGGGGUUGGCGUCCCACCCGUCCCGAGACCUGUUCCUGACAUGCGCUCAGGACCGCCUGGUCUGUCUGUGGAACGCCGCCAGUCACAGUCUGCAGUGGAGCAAAAGCGUGGAGGAACACGGCCACUGUGCGGACUUCCAUCCCAGCGGAGCGGUCGUCGCCAUAGGAACGCAUUCGGGAAAGUGGUACGUUCUGGACGCCGAGACCACCGACCUGGUGGCCAUCCACACCGACGGCAACGAGCAGCUGUCGGUCAUGCGCUUCUCUGUGGAUGGCGUCCUGCUGGCCGUGGGGUCACAUGACAACUUCAUUUACCUGUACAGCGUGACCGACAGAGGACGCAAGUACAGCCGCUACGGGAAAUGUUCGGGUCACUCCAGUUACAUCACACACUUGGACUGGUCACCUGACAACAACUUCAUCAUGUCCAACUCUGGCGACUACGAGAUUCUUUACUGGGACGUUCCAAACGGCUGCAAACUGAUCAGGAAUAAAUCCGAGUGUAAAGACAUCGACUGGGCGACUUACACCUGUGUGCUGGGAUACCAUGUGUUUGGUGUGUGGCCGGAGGGAUCAGACGGGACCGACAUCAAAGCUCUCAUCAGGUCGCACAACCGGAAGGUGAUGGCGCUGGCAGAUGAUUUCUGUAAGGUUCACCUGUUUGCGUACCCGUGCUCCACCUUCAAGGCUCCCAGCCACAAGUACAGCGCGCACAGCAGUCACGUGACCAACGUCAGCUUCAUGCACGACGACAGUCACCUGAUCUCAACGGGCGGGAAGGACACCAGCAUCAUGCAGUGGCGACUGGUGGAGAAGUCGGCCAUCUCGCUGACCGACAGCCACCCCGUCCCCGCCCCCUCUAGGGCGGACCCCGUCCCCGCCCCCUCUAGGGCGAACCCCGUCCCCGCCCCCUCCAGGGCAGACCCCUUCCCCGCCCCCUCCAGGGCGGACCCCGUCCCUGGUCCUACCGAGGACGCCGCCCUUCCCCCGACGGCCAACGGGGCACCAGAGUCGUCGACGGAAACGCCCCCGCCGCCCACCGAGUUGUCGAUGGAAACACCCAUGCCGCCCGCCGACCUAGCGCUGCCCGCCUUGGAAUUAACUCCGCCCCCCUCCGAGGCGACUCCGCCCCCGUCCGACAGUACGGUGAGUUUGAAGGACAGCCUGGACCCCAGCGACGACACGGCCACGCCCAGCGACGAGGGCCUUCCCCCUCUCACGCCCCCCACAUAGGAGUGUGCGUGCGGGGACACAUUUCAAGAAGUCUCAGUGGGACACAACCUGCAUUGACGUAUUCCUCUCCAAUUUCAAAACGAUUGUUUUCAUCGCUGAGAUGUUUUACGUGUCAUUUUAAAUCCUCCUCCAUGAUUCUUUUUGUGAGAAAUCUUUUUUCAAACGUCAGUUUGUCGCAGGCCAGCCUGUUUUGUAAGACGUUUUUAAUGAUGCUUUUGUAACGGACAACGCUUCAAAGUAAUCCCUCACUGCAGACUGCAGGCGAACACAUCAUAGGCCUCGUUCACACUGCAGGUCAAUUCCCUUGUUUUCCCCAAUAUGCGACCUGAAUUGGAUUGUAUCAAGUCAGUGCAAUUUCGUAUUUUUAUAUAUCUCUUUUAUAUGUGGAAUUAAAUUUGCAUUCUUCCGACCAGAACGUCAUCAAAAUAAUCAUAAUUAUUCGUCAAUAUAGGCUGUUAAAAAAUAAGUAGAUAACAGGGUAAAAAAAAAGUUUUGGGAACUCACGGUUGAGUUCCACCACUCCUGUCUCCGACUGCUCCGUAGCAAAAUAUCCCGUAAAACUGCAAGGAGCCAAAAUACUUGUCCUCUUCUUUCUUCAUAUUCUACGUACAAUAAUUUGGAUUAGAAAACGUUGAGCGUAAUUGCACUAAAUUCUUGAAAUUGCCACAAAUGCGUCAGACCGUGGAAAGUAUGUUUACUUCCGUAAACAAUGCAAUGCGUGCGGCGUUAUGACGUCAUAUCCGCAGGCGGGAGUUAGCGUUCACAUUCUCCAUCGCAUUUUUUUGUAACAUGAGCGGCCAAUGAAAAGAUUGGAUUUGACCCCAAAAAAAAUCCGACCCUGCAGUGUAAACGUAGCCAUGAACUUCCAAAACUGUGACUAGCAAUGUUAAGGAGAAACUGGAGUGAAGUGUGUUUCCGUUAGCGCCAGGAGGCAUCGUUUUUUAAGAUUUAAAAACAGGCGGCCAAUCAGGAGAGAGUAUUCCCGGUGGACUCAUCUGAUUGGUUGGAAUUACCUCUGGACCGUAUGUCUUCACAAAUGUCCAUUCUGCCUUCCAAAAAAGUCGUCUGCUUGGUUUUUUUUACGCUGGUGUGUGAAGUGCCACACCUUCAUCGAGGGGCGGGGCUAGGACUGCUCUUUUUAGGGGAACUUUCUGGAUUCAAAUGUUAUGUGACGUUAAUCAUGUUCAAGUGAGCCAUUCUUGUCUUCUGUCAUGCAUUCCUGUAAAGUACGUGGACCGUGGAUGCAAAUAAAAACGGAUGACAAAU